AACUGCAUAAAAUGUCGCAAGAGUUCGAACCCAAGACUAACGCAGUGCAUGUAAUAGAAUUAGUUGCGUGUAUCCCCCGGCGACUUAAUCUUUAAGACAGCUUUACAAGGACUUACCAGGACCAGGAUUACAGAUGACAAAAUACUGGACUGCAGAAAUAUAAAACAAUCAGUGAUCUUGGAGACGGACGUGAAGGAGGUGUUUCCAGUUAGGAUGAGCUUAACAAAUCAUACAUUCUUCAGUGAAUCUCAGAAUUGAUAAAUCUGCUCUUCACAGUGAUUUGGAACUUUACAGUCCCAGAGAAAAUUUGACCAAGGGACUAACCAGGACUGAGUCCGUAUGGAAGAAGAACUUCCUCUUUUCUGUGGAGGCAGUGGCAAGUCAGUACACGCUACUCUGUCAUCUUUGAAGAUGUUAGAUGUGGGGAAGUGGCCAAUUUUUUCCCUUUGUUCUGAGGAAGAACUGCAGUUAAUCCGUCAGGCUUGUGUCUUUGGCAGUGCUGGCAAUGAAGUUUUAUAUACUACGGUAAAUGAUGAGAUUUUUGUGCUUGGCACGAACUGCAGUGGCUGUCUGGGGUUAGGUGACGUGCAGAGCACCCUUGAACCUCGGAGACUGGAUUCUUUAAGUGACAAAAAGAUAGCUUGCCUCAGCUAUGGGAGUGGUCCCCACGUCGUCCUUGCAACAACAGAAGGAGAAGUCUUUACCUGGGGUCAUAAUGCGUAUGGCCAGCUGGGCAAUGGUACAAUUAAUCACGGUUUAGUGCCCAGUCAUAUCUCUACUAAUUUGUCAAACAAACAAGUCAUUGAAGUUGCCUGUGGGUCUUACCAUUCUUUGGUGCUAACAUCUGAUGGUGAGGUGUUUGCCUGGGGCUAUAAUAACUCUGGGCAGGUAGGCUCUGGAUCCACAGCUAAUCAGGCGAUCCCUCGAAGAGUCACUGGCUGCUUACAGAAUAAAGUGGUUGUGAACAUAGCCUGUGGGCAGAUGUGCUCCAUGGCAGUGGUGGACGCUGGGGAGGUCUAUGUCUGGGGUUACAAUGGGAAUGGGCAGCUGGGACUCGGCAGCAGUGGCAACCAGCCAACGCCCUGUAGAGUGGCAGCUCUGCAGGGCAUUCGCGUGCAGCGGGUUGCCUGUGGCUACGCACACACAUUGGUGUUAACAGAUGAAGGGCAGGUGUACGCUUGGGGUGCAAAUUCUUACGGCCAGUUGGGCACUGGCAAUAAAAGUAACCAGUCCUAUCCAAGCCCUGUCGUGGUGGAGAAGGACAGGAUCAUAGAGAUCGCAGCCUGUCACUCCGCACACACGUCCGCCGCCAAGACCCAGGGCGGGCACGUGUACAUGUGGGGCCAGUGCCGGGGCCAGUCGGUGGUCCUCCCUCACCUCACCCACUUCUCCUGCACCGACGACGUGUUUGCCUGCUUUGCCACGCCUGCUGUCACCUGGCGCUUCCUCUCUGUGGAACCUGAUGACCACCUCACUGUGGCUGAGUCGCUGAAGAGGGAAUUUGACAACCCGGACACUGCAGACCUGAAGUUUCUGGUUGAUGGAAAAUAUAUUUAUGCGCAUAAAGUCCUUCUCAAAAUUAGGUGUGAGCAUUUUCGUUCUUCGUUGGAAGACAAUGAGGAUGAUAUUGUAGAAAUGAGUGAAUUUUCAUAUCCUGUAUACCGAGCCUUCCUGGAAUACCUGUACACAGACAGCAUCAGUCUUUCUCCUGAGGAGGCAGUAGGAUUGCUCGAUUUGGCUACAUUUUAUAGAGAAAAUCGCUUGAAAAAGCUCUGCCAACAAACCAUCAAGCAAGGAAUCUGCGAAGAGAAUGCCAUUUCUCUGCUCUCAGCCGCUGUGAAAUACGAUGCUCAGGAUUUAGAAGAAUUCUGCUUCAGAUUUUGCAUAAACCAUCUGACUGUUGUAACACAAACUUCAGGCUUUGCAGAAAUGGACCAUGAUCUCCUGAAGAACUUCAUCAGCAAAGCCAGCAGAGUUGGAGCAUUUAAAAAUUGAUCCUCACCUCACAAAAGGAUAGAGAUUUUGUGACUUUCUUUUUUCCCUGCAGAAAAGCUGGUGAUGAGUAAUUCUCCUUAGCAAUAUUUAUGAUGAGCUACAUUUGGCUGAAUAUUUGUGUUAUGUCGAGAGGAUGAUAGGUGGUCUCCAUCUGCUGAGAUGCAGAGUUUACAUAGAAAACAUUGAAUGAUCAGAUGUGGCUGUGGGUAAGGAAAAAUAUGCAAAUGUCUUGUCAUAUUUGCCAUUUUUUCUUUUGAGUCACUUAACUUGGAUAGCUUUGGUAUAUUGGUAUUUUGGUCGGCGCCCUUCUGGCCAAAUGUUCCAUUAUUCAGCUGGCUGACACUAUAAAGCUAGACAAGCACUGCUGUCACUACCACAUUUUCGGAUCCAGCAUAGUGCCUUGCAUAUAGUAGGCACUCAAGUAAUUUACUGUAAAUAUUAAGGGUGGCUUGAGAACAGAUUUAUUUGUGAAAUACUGGAUGAUGAAGGAAUAAGUUACACAAAUUGAAAAUAGCCUAUAAUUACUGAGGUUCAUGUUCUUCUGAUAUGAGAAAUAGUGACUAAUUUAGUGCGGGUGAUGGUGAAACUGUUAGAGCUUUCAGCAGUAACAAACAGCCCACUAUGACUUGUGUGCUGUACAUUCGACACCACUGACUUAGAGGAUUAAUUAGAAUUCACAAAUUGUCCAAGGCUCAAGGGCUAAUUUUAAUUUUCUAUUUAUUCUGAGUCAUUCAUUUCUCAUAUGGGAUUACUGAAAUAUUAUCUCUGAAUGAAGGUGAUUUCUGGACUCAUCUGCCUUACAUAAUUGUAUACAUUUCUUUUCUUUGUGUUAAGGGGAAUUUGCUUCUGUAAGUAAUGAUGAUUGUUUUUCUUGUAGUUGACUUUUAUGUCACUAUAAAACAGGUCACUUAACCUGGCACUAGUAUAACUGUACUAGAUGAAAAGGAAGUAAUGUAUUUCAUGGACAGCAUUAACAAGACAGAGAUAUUUAUACUUUUUAGAUCAAAACAAAUUACCCAGUUGUAAAGGAGAAACUGGAAUGGGAAGUAGUGUCCGAUUCUUCUGAGACUGUUUCACGGUAUGAUGCUACACAAGGAAGACCUUUAGAACUAGAAAUCUUGUUCUGAUGCUGAACUAUUUGAUAAUAAAAUCGCUCAUUUGCACAUAA
This is a messenger RNA of Chinchilla lanigera (long-tailed chinchilla), 3163 nucleotides long. It is a transcript of the gene Rcbtb2, whose product is annotated as regulator of chromosome condensation (RCC1) and BTB (POZ) domain containing protein 2. NCBI's taxonomy places the organism in Eukaryota, Metazoa, Chordata, Mammalia, Rodentia, Chinchillidae. The coding region runs from base 340 to 1995 and encodes 551 amino acids. The transcript is spliced from 16 exons. The record is from RefSeq and is a predicted model, not a curated record. Gene Ontology annotation, molecular function: protein binding.